This is a messenger RNA of Tachysurus fulvidraco (yellow catfish), 2268 nucleotides long. It is a transcript of the gene slc34a1a, whose product is annotated as solute carrier family 34 member 1a. Gene Ontology annotation, molecular function: sodium:phosphate symporter activity. The record is from RefSeq and is a predicted model, not a curated record. The transcript has 13 exons. NCBI's taxonomy places the organism in Eukaryota, Metazoa, Chordata, Actinopteri, Siluriformes, Bagridae. Gene Ontology annotation, cellular component: vesicle; brush border; apical plasma membrane. Gene Ontology annotation, biological process: intracellular phosphate ion homeostasis; sodium-dependent phosphate transport. The coding region runs from base 16 to 2148 and encodes 710 amino acids.
UAUACCCCAGUGCACAUGGUUGGAGCUUCUUUUAUAAGCCUGGAAACCCCUUUACAUCAAGGGUCUUCAGCCGUAAAGACUUCUCACCUGCUGAGGAGAGAAUUAAAUCUCUGUGCUUUUAAUAAGGAAGCCAUGUCCAGCCGGCCAAUCGCGAUCAUAUCGAGUAAGACAGGACAAGGUAGAAACAACCAUGGGAUGAACCCCCACAGCCACAGAGCGUGUGAGUGCACAGAGUUGGACUCAGCUCUGUGUGGGGAGACUGGCCUCGGCUCCACCGUGGAUCUAAUCAGCAGCUGUUCUCACACACGUUGCAGAAACCACUGUCCUGCCUACAAACCCUGGCUCCCAAAAGUCCAAGAGCCGACCAACGAUCUCAGAGACAGGAGAAAGAAGAUUAACACGGUGUUUAUUGGUGUGCUGAAGAUCCCGCUUCUCUUCUUCCUUCUCUACUGCUUUGUUUGUUCUUUGGACACCUUGAGCUCUGCUUUUCAGCUGGCCGGGGGUAAGGUGGCUGGAAAUAUCUUCCAGGACAAUGUGAUCCUGUCGAACCCGGUGGCUGGCUUGGUGGUUGGCAUUCUGGUCACAGUACUGGUGCAGAGCUCGAGCACCUCCACUUCCAUCAUAGUCAGCCUCGUCUCAUCUGGCUUGUUGCAAGUGAAGUCUGCUGUCCCUAUAAUAAUGGGCUCCAACAUCGGCACAUCCGUCACCAACACCAUUGUUGCUCUGAUGCAGGCUGGAGAGAGAAACGAUUUUAAACGAGCGUUUGCAGGCGCUACGAUCCAUGACUGCUUUAACUGGCUGUCAGUGCUGCUGUUGCUGCCCCUGGAGGUAGCUACAGGUUUGCUCAGCUAUUUGGCCAAAGCCACUGUAUCCAAAUUCCAUUUACAGAGUGGAGAGGAAGCACCAGAGCUACUGAAGGUCAUCACUGAUCCCGUCACUAAGCUCAUCAUACAGCUGGAUAAAUCUGUCAUAACUGCCUUAGCGUUGGGAGAUGAAAGCAUGAGGAACCGUAGUCUGGUCAAAGUGUGGUGUGGCGUUACGCCAACGGUGAACGUGACAGGGAAUGGUUUUCAGAAUUGUUCCUCAGUGUUGCAUUCUGGGAAGGCUGGUGAUCUCAUCAUGCAGGAUAAUACAAAGAGAUGUUUGCAUAUGUUUGCCAACACUGAUCUGUCUGAUCUGUCUGUGGGUCUGAUUCUGCUGGCUGGAUCUCUUGUGGUGCUUUGUUCCUGCCUUAUCUUCAUCGUCAAAGUCCUUAACUCAGUACUAAAGGGUCAAGUGGCACGAGUCAUUCAAAUGGUCAUUAACACAGAUUUCCCAGCCCCCUUCGGCUGGCUGGCAGGAUACGUGGCCAUGAUUGUCGGCGCGGGAAUGACUUUCCUGGUGCAAAGCAGUUCAGUCUUCACCUCUGCCAUGACUCCGCUCAUUGGGCUUGGAGUGAUCAGUCUGGAGAGGGCAUAUCCUUUGACUCUGGGCUCCAACAUUGGCACGACUACUACCGCUAUUCUUGCUGCACUGGCUAGUCCCGGGGACAAGCUGUCUGCUGCCUGCCAGAUUGCUCUGUGCCAUUUCUUCUUCAAUGUGUUUGGAAUCCUACUGUGGUACCCGCUGCCCAUCAGCCGCUUACCAAUCCGCAUGGCGAGAGCAUUGGGUGAGCGCACAGCUAAGUACCGCUGGUUCGCUGUGCUCUAUCUCCUGCUCUGCUUCUUGCUACUCCCUGCACUGGUCUUCGGUCUCUCUCUGACCGGCUGGCAUGCCAUGCUUGGUGUGGGAGCACCAUUCACCGGAGUCGCCAUAUUCAUAAUUCUGGUAAACCUACUGCAGUCACAUAGCCCCACACACCUGCCCCGAUGUCUCCGGAACUGGGACUUCCUGCCUCUGUGGAUGCACUCACUCAAACCUCUGGACAAACUCAUUACGAAAGCCACAGUUCUUUGCUGCAAGUCCGACAAGUCCAACUCUGCCAAUCUGGACCCUGAAACUGCAACCAUUCCCGAUACAGCUAACAUAAAAGUAGAAUCUGUGGAAUCUCAGAGAAAGGCUCAAUUAUCUUACGAAAACCCUGCACUUUCACUUCAGGACGAGUCACCUCCCCAGCAACGAGUGUUUAAGCUAAAGGGGCUUGAACGUUGCAACAGCACACCACUUUAGAACCAAUGUUACCAAAUAAAACCCUACAGCUAGUGUGUGUUUGUUUUUCAAGACCAAAUGACAGUUUUCAAGCAUUCAAAACCAAGUGGUGUGAUUGGUAUAAUAAAGCCGCUCAUAUUA